CUGUGUACCUCAAAUUUAUACAUAUUUGUAAUAAGUGUAAUAAAUUACCAUUCAUGGAUGGAAAUCUUAUAGCAUUCGUAUUGGAUUACACCAGCCACACAGGCGAGUGUGGCAUGAUGUAGUGGCGCCCUGAAACCAAGAGGAACAAAAUGCAUUUUCAAAUAAAAGCCAAGGCCACUUGGAAAAAUUGUUACAGUAUUAAGUUAAACGACAGAGCGUGUACACACAACAAACGACUGGCUAAAGGCAAAUAGCGGAUUACAAACAGAGAAAUAUAUAUUUGCAAAAAUAAAUGAUGGCCAGAACUAAGAACAUUUUCUUCAUAACCCUUGUAACUUUGUUGGUCAGCCAUGCCACAUGUUCCCACAUCGACACAGAGGAUUUAUCUCUCUCGGAUCCCCACCAAUCCUUGUCCACCGGUGGGGGUGGUCAUCACCAUCAACACUAUCAACCGGCCGAAUCAUAUUCCGAAGUCAAUAAACCCGUACCCGUACAAGUUAUUGAAAAGAUUCCAUUGAAUAUACCCCAUCCGGUGCCGGUUAAGGUACCCAAUGUUAUUCGAAUACAAAUACCCGAGCCAUAUGCCGUUCACAUUCCUGUGCAGCAAGAAAUUCAAGUGCCAACGUAUCGCAUUGUACCCGAGAUCACAGAGAAACGUAUCCCCUACACUGUGGAGAAACCAUAUCCUGUUGAAGUCGAGAAACCGUAUCCAGUUGAGGUUAUUAAGCAAAUAAAAAUUGCAGUGCCUAAACCAUAUCCUGUCCCCUACACAAUCUACAAACAUAUUGUCCAAAAAGAACAUGGUUGGUAAAAAAUAUCGGUUUAAUUUUACUCUUUAGAUGUAAGCGUUUUCGGUUAAGUUUCACAAUUAAAAUAAUAAGCUGUA
This is a messenger RNA of Musca domestica (house fly), 886 nucleotides long. RefSeq lists its product as uncharacterized. Lineage: Eukaryota; Metazoa; Arthropoda; Insecta; Diptera; Muscidae. The transcript has 3 exons. The record is from RefSeq and is a predicted model, not a curated record. Bases 293 to 811 code for a protein of 172 amino acids.